GUAGCGGCAGAAGAAGAAGAAGAAGAAGUAAACAUUACACACAAAACUAGCGAGUACCUGAAGGCAACGCAAACUGUCAACAAGAGAAGUGCAGAGUUGUGUCUAAAUACGAGUUCGCCCACAAACAGGUCCGCUGGAGGUGCUUCGACCGGCCGGCUAACGUCAUGUAUCUCCGGCAGAUCGUGCGGACUCUGCCCGUGCGGACCCGCUUGCAGCGCGUCUGCCGGGCCGAGGUGACGCUAAGACGAGCCCUCUCCCCCCCGCAGAGGCCGCUGUGCUCCAAAGGGGUCGAGGUGAGCUCGGCCGAGGAGGCCGUCAGGACGCGCGGCUCCGCGGCCGCCACCAUCUUCUCCAGAGUGAUCGACAGAAGCGUCCCUGCAGACAUCAUUCACGAGGACGAGAAGUGUUUGGCAUUCAGGGAUGUCAGCCCACAGGCCCCUGUUCACUUCCUGGUUAUUCCGAGGGUCCCUAUUCCCAGAUUAAGUGAAGCCACAGAUGAGGAUGCAGAGCUCUUGGGGCAUUUGUUGGUUGUUGCCAAAAAUGUGGCAAAGCAAGAAUCUCUGGAUGAAGGAUACAGAGUGGUGAUCAACGACGGGAAGCACGGCGCUCAGUCAGUUUACCAUCUUCACAUCCACGUCCUGGGAGGGAGACAGAUGGCCUGGCCACCAGGAUGAGGCUUUCUGGAGUCUUUCACGUUCAACUCUACGAGCACAACCUCAUGCCGUCAUUAAAGAAGUUCUCCAAUGCAACAUCGCGAUCGUUGAUUUUGAAAACGAUGAGGAAUUAAUUUAAAGAAAUGUGGAUAUUAUGUUCAAUGUGGCUGCAAAUAAAGAUGGAAAAAUGAGAA
Messenger RNA from Gasterosteus aculeatus aculeatus (three-spined stickleback), 847 nucleotides. RefSeq names its product histidine triad nucleotide binding protein 2 (gene hint2). The record is from RefSeq and is a predicted model, not a curated record. Lineage: Eukaryota; Metazoa; Chordata; Actinopteri; Perciformes; Gasterosteidae. Gene Ontology annotation, molecular function: catalytic activity.